AUGAAGCGCAAAUCAAACUCCGUGGUAAAAUGUCAUUCAAUGUUAAACGAAGUAAAUUCAAAUGCAACUAAAAUAUACAAGGAUACUCCUCUUUUCAAUGGCCUUACUGAUUUUCAAGAGAAGUUUAGGCACUGGAAUAAGGUGGUCUUUGGACAUAUCGGCAGGCGCAAGGCACUAUUGAUGGCUAGAAUUCGGGGGAUUGAGAUGGCGUUAGAGAGGUCAGAGUCAGUGUUCCUGUUGGAUCUUUAUGAGGCUCUUAAAAAGGAACUUGACUUGGUCCUUGAACAAGAAGAGAGUUUAUGGCACCAGAUGUCUAGAAGUAAGUGGAUCACUAAGGGAGACCAUAAUUCAAAGUUUUUCCAUGCCACCACCUUGAAUCGACGAUGGUGUAAUGGUAUUAGGAUGCUUCAGUUAGACAAUGGUCAGUGGUGUGAUGAUCCGGUGGUUUUACGGAAUCACGCAUUUGCUGGGGAUCACCUUAAUGUGGUAACAAGCUCAGUUAGAUCAGAGGAAGUUCGUAGUACACUUUUCAUGAUGGACCCGUUGAAGGCUCCAGGGGUUGAUGGUUACCAAGCAGGUUUCUUUCAUCAGAAUUGGAGUACUUUGGGAGAAGAUGUCGUUCGCUUUGUUAAAGAGUUCUUCGAAAGUGGAAUUUUACCAGAUGGGGCGAAUAGAACUCUUUUAAUGCUUAUCCCUAAAAUUGAGUUGCCUGAAAAAGUUUCUCAGUUCCGCCAAUCAGUCAGCUUUGUUCCAGGCAGGAAUAUAACUGAUAACGUUAUCUUGGCGCAAGAAGUAAUCCAUUCUAUGAACUGUAAGAAGGAUAAGCAGACAUGGAUGGCUAUGAAGGUGGACCUCGAAAAAGGCUAUGAUAGACUGGAGUGGAACUUCAUUGAGGAAACUCUUAUGGAUGCAGGAUUAGUCUUUCUCACCAACGAGAUGUAUUCGUCAGGGGACCCCUCUCUCCUUAUAUUUUUGUUCUUUGCAUGGAGAGAUUGUUUCAAGCAAUCAACCACCGAGUUGCUAAUGGUUCGUGGAAGCAGAUUCACCUGUCUAAAAAUGGCCUUGGAAUAUCUCACCUCUUCUUUGCGGAUGACCCUCGAAGCAUCUUUGGAUCGAGUAGCAGUUAUUAAGGAGGGAUUUGGGUUUGAGGAGGUAACGAAUCUUGGUAAGUACCUUGGAGUUCCACUUUUUCAUGGACGGGUGACAAAGGAAACGUACAAACACUUGAUUGAGAAAGUUGAGAAACGUUUAGCAGGCUGGGUGGCAAAGACUCUUUCUCUUGUGGGCCGCCUUACGCUGGCUAAAGCAGGUUCAACUGGAGAUUCCAAGAAAAUUUCUUUGGUUGACUGGGAUACGGUUAAAACCCCUGUUGAGCAUGGAAGUUUAGGUCUGAAGGAUUUGUGUAAACAAAACGAGGCUUUCAUAAUGAAGAUCGGGAUGCAACUUGUGGGCGGGGAAAACAAAUUAUGGAUUCGUGUUUUGAAAGCGAAGUAUCGUUGGAGUGGUGAUAUUCCAAUGAGCAUUGAUCGACGUAAUUGCUCCCGGUUGUGGAAAGCUGCAAUUUGUCCACCUCAACCAAACCUUGGUAAUGAUGUGCCCGCAUGGAAGGAGGAUCCUAAUCAUAGGUUCUCGGUGCGCUCGGCUUAUCGUGUUCUGGCCCCUAGAUCAGCUGCUGGAAAUGGCUAUUGUUGGAAGCUAAUUUGGAAGUUGAAUGUUCCACAGAGGGUUAGAACCUUUUUAUGGUUAGCCCUUCAUGAGAAGCUUCUUACGAACAAAGAACGUCAUCGGAGACACAUUGCAGAUACGGGCCUUUGCUCUCUGUGCAAUGCCGAGGAGGAAGAUUUAAUUCAUGUUUUUCGUAGGUGUCCUUUUACGGUUCCUGUCUAUGCCUCAUCGAGAGUGGUUGAUCUCGAAUUUAAAUGGCCAGGGAGACUCGCGAUUGAUGCUAGGAGCUGGGAAAUUCUUUUUGCCAUUGUUGUUGGAACAUAUGGAAAAACGUGCAAUCUUAUUUUCCAGACUAAUUAUAUGGACUAUGAGGAUGUGGAGUUGAGGAGCGUUCGUUUGAAAAAGGAGUUAAUGGCGAAUGGGAUUCAUGAAGUGAACAGAAGUGGGGCUAAUCGAGUGAGAAGCGGUGGUGCAAGCCGACCAGGGGCUGGGUAA
Molecule: messenger RNA, 2160 nt
Organism: Hibiscus syriacus
Lineage: Eukaryota; Viridiplantae; Streptophyta; Magnoliopsida; Malvales; Malvaceae
Exons: 8
Coding region: 1-2160 (719 amino acids)
Source: RefSeq, a predicted model, not a curated record